AUGGCUUCGUUUAUUGUUUCGGUAAGGGAGGAUUUUAAAAAUAGACUUUAAGUACUAGUUCUGAUACAGUACAAAGUACUAGUACUCAUACGGUAUCAGAAAAUAUAACAUUGUUAUUAUAGUUAAAUUUUUAUAGUGCUAAACAUUUAUAGGGCUAAACAUUUUAGUAAAAGAAGAAAAAAAUCAAUUUUGAGUCGCCAUUCUUUUUGCAUUAAAAGUAAAAGCUUUUUUAAUUUUAAAAAUUUUAAUUUUUAACUCUUUGCUACUAGUACUCAAUUAGUAUUGGACAAUAUAGUAUUGUUAUCACUAUUGGGCUGAGCUUUUCAAUAAAAGAAGAAAAAGUCUAUUUCAAUGCGCCAUUCUUUUCGCAUCAAAAAAAUUAAAAAAAUUUUUUUUUUAAGUUUUCAAUGCCUCAAAAUUUUAAAAUUUAAAAAGAAAGUAAAAUUUUAGAUGACGCGCCAUUCUUUAUCGCAUCAAAAAAAUUUUUUUUAUUUUUAAUUUUUUUUUAAUUUUAAGCCCCCAGAAGUCAAAAUUUAAUUUUUUUCGAAACUUUAAAACAAAAAAAAAUUUCAGUCCAACAACAGCCCUUCUUUUGCAUCGACAUGCCCUACGUUUUCUCCAGGAAAAUCGGAGAAAAUCGACGGAUCUCCAGAAGUGCAAAGCCCCAAAAAGAAGUUUUGUGCACCACAUUGGCUGGAUCAAGUUAGAGAUCUGGACAUUUUCCAUGGUCGAUUAUCCAAGUUCAGAGCGAAUCGAUUACUCAAAAAGAAUGGAGAUUACUUGCUCAGGAGUGCUAUGGACAAACGAGAUGGGGUAGGUUUUUAAGGUUAUCUCAGGUGGGAUAAGGCAAUAAUUUUUAUAGAGUAGAGCAGGGAAUGUAACACAAGCUAGGAAUAUUGCUAGGGAAGGUAUGAUAAUAGUAAAGUAUAGUGUGAACUCUGGGGAUGAAGUAUAUUAGUAGAGUAGGGUAGGAUAAGAUAGGAUAGGGUAGGGUAGGGUAGGGUAGGGUAGGGUAGGGUAGAGUAGGGUAGGGUAGGGUAGGGUAGGGUAGGGUAGGGUAGGGUAGGGUAGGGUAGGGUAGGGUAGGGUAGGGUAGGGUAGGGUAGGGUAGGGUAGGGUAGGGUAGGGUAGGGUAGGGUAGGGUAGGGUAGGGUAGGGUAGGGUAGGGUAGGGUAGGGUAGGGUAGGGUAGGGUAGGGUAGGGUAGGGUAGGGUAGGGUAGGGUAGGGUAGUAUCUUUACAAACUUUUACAUUAUAUUGUACUAAGUAUUACCUAAUAACUAUCAUAUUAGUAGUAGUAGUUUACCUAUAUCUUUUCAGUUCUUAAAACUAGUGUUAUCAGUGAAAUGUGAUGAAAAGCAUUACCAUUUCUUGAUCAAAGAAAGCUUCGGUCUCUACAGAGUAGGCACAUCCUACUUCCAAUCAAUCCCAUCACUAUUAGCCUAUCAUCAGAACAGUGGAGAGCCAGUCCAACGACAGUCCACCUGUAUAUUAACCAGGCCUGUCCUAACAGGCUUAUCAGUCCAAUCAUAUGAGGAGAUCUGUCUGAAAGAGAAAGAGAAUCCUACAAAGCCUCAGACCUUGGGAAUAGAACCAUACACAGCCGAGGACAAGGACAUGCCCGAGAUACUGACCCACUUCCUGAACGUCCUAUUGGCCAGCAUCGGAAUCACUUUCUUAUAUCUUGUUCUAUAUUAUUGA
Bursaphelenchus okinawaensis is the source of this 1700-nucleotide messenger RNA. The record is from the annotation of a GenBank genome assembly. Lineage: Eukaryota; Metazoa; Nematoda; Chromadorea; Rhabditida; Aphelenchoididae.